Messenger RNA from Didymodactylos carnosus, 456 nucleotides. NCBI's taxonomy places the organism in Eukaryota, Metazoa, Rotifera, Eurotatoria, Philodinida, Philodinidae. The record is from the annotation of a GenBank genome assembly.
AUGACAAUUCCAUCAUCUACAUCCAUGACAAAUACAGAUAAACUUAAAAAAAUUAACUUAUAUCAAAGUAAAUCAUUGCAAGAAAAGAUGAAAAAGGUCACAACAAUUUCAACUACUACCGCCUCCUCAUCAUCAACGUCUAAUUUAACAAAAAAAGAAUUAAAAAAAUUAAAAUCUCUUUUACCAACAUUAAAACGAAAAUCGUCAUCAUCACCGAUUGAAAUUGUAAUGGAAACAAUUCGAUAUAUUAGAGAAUUAGAAGAACAAUUAAUCGAUAGAUUCAUGGAAACAGAUUUGAAUACAUCAAACGUGAAUUCAAUAAUACAUCAGACUGGGAAUAAUCAGUCAGAUAAUUCAGAUACAUCAUCAUUAUCAGAUAUAUCUGACACAAUUCUACAAUCAUCAUCGGCUCAUUUAACUGAACAUCCAUUACGAGACAUUGGUAAUAGUGAAUAA